AUGGCAGAAAUUCGGUGUGGUGAAUGCCUUACACAAAAAACCCAAGCCACCCAAGUUGUGACGGAGAUAACGCCUCUUUUGAACAAGCCAGACGAUGAUGCCCUUUGUGCAAGCCACGGAGAUGAGGAAACCAUCGUCUUCGUCAAAGAACCUCCCCUAGGAAGGCUGAUACUUAUCAUGGCUACUGCAUGGUUCGGAGUCUUCCUGGGCGCCUUGGACUCAACAAUCAUUGCAACCUUAUCAGGUCCUAUCUCAAGCGAAUUCAAUUCGCUCAGCUUGCUGUCCUGGCUUGCAACUGCAUACCUUAUCUCCAAUGCAGCUUGUCAACCUAUUGCAGGUCGACUUACUGACAUCUUCGGACGUCGUUCCGGUCUAAUGCUGAGCAAUUUUCUGUUCGCCCUGGGAAAUCUGGUCUGCGGCGUGGCAACUGAUCAUUACACCAUGAUCAUCGGUCGUGUUAUAGCAGGGUUCGGCGGAGGCGGAAUGAUAAGCAUUGCAACGUUCCUGACUUCUGACCUUACACCACUUCGUAAAAGAGGCAUCAUGCAAGGUAUUGCCAACCUGUGGUUUGGAGCAGGUGCAAUGCUUGGAGCUGUCAUAGGCGGCCUCUUUCACGACUGCACUGAAUUUGGCUGGCGGCUUGCAUUCUUAGUACAGGUGCCACCUGCAUUACUACUUAUUCCCGUCAUCGGAUGGCUAGUAAAGGUGCCAGCCAAGGUAUCAGAGAAGACUUAUCUCGCACGAAUCGAUUUUUUGGGCGUCUUGCUCACCUCUUCAUUCCUGGUUCUAUUGCUUCUUGGCCUCAACACAGGUGGCAACACAGUACCAUGGACCCAUCCAAUUCCUUUGACAACGAUACCUUUGUCGAUUGUCUGUUUUGCCGGCUUCAUCUGGUGGGAAAGCAAGGUCAAGCAACCGAUAAUCCCCGUGGGACUACUUCGUGAUCGCACCAUCCUGUCUGCCUGUGCUGCCAGUCUUUUUAUCUCCAUGCUCUUGAUGGCCACCACAUUCUAUGUACCCCUCUACCUCCAGGUUCUUGGCGACUCUACUACGACUGCUGGCCUCAAGUUUCUACCCUCGCCUCUUGGUGGGUCAAUCGGAGCUCUUGGAACAGGAUAUGCCAUGGCAUGGACUGGGAGGUACAGACGAUUUGGUAUCCUGGGUGCCUUGUCAUUGACAAUAGGCACUGUGAUACUCACUUUCCAAAGUGACAAUAGCCCGCCUUACGUCACCUGUAUCGGGCUGUUAUUUGUUGGUGGAGGUUUCAGUGCGGUGUUGACAAUCGCUACUGUUUCAUGCCUCGCUGCAGUCGACCACUCUCAGCAAGCACUCAUCACAUCAGCAAUCUUUCUAGCUAGGAGCGUCGGCGGUACGGUUGGAAUAACUAUAGCGUCUGCAGCCUACCAGAAUACGCUGAAAGAGAAGCUGUGGACUUUGCUUGGCGACAAGGCUGGUGGUCCUGAAGAGAUCCGUCGGCUUCUGAAUGGGUUGGAAGAGCUGCAGCAUCUUCCUGAAGGCUGGCUAAACGGGGUCCUAGAGUCAUUCAUUGAGUCAUUCAGAGUUGUAAGUUUGAACAGUGUUCCGCCGCAAGCUAUUGUGGCAAUCUCUGGCGAGGCUGAACAACUCAACUGA
Molecule: messenger RNA, 1632 nt
Organism: Fusarium venenatum
Lineage: Eukaryota; Fungi; Ascomycota; Sordariomycetes; Hypocreales; Nectriaceae
Product: putative MFS multidrug transporter
Biological process (GO): basic amino acid transport; transmembrane transport
Cellular component (GO): fungal-type vacuole membrane
Molecular function (GO): basic amino acid transmembrane transporter activity
Source: RefSeq, a predicted model, not a curated record